AUGCCUCUGCCUUUAUAUACCAACAACGGGCCAGUUGAUUGCUCGAUCAAGCCGGAAACUGGUACAUUGAGAGGGAAAAGUGUGGUCAUCACAGGAGGUGAGCAAACGCUUGGGGACGAGGACACAACACCCUUUGACAGCAGAUACCACAUAGGCGCAAAUGGUUUCGGCGAAGUUUAUGUUAGGGAAUUCUCUGCUGCCGGGGCGUUCGUGGCUUUUGGUGACAUUGAUGAGAAGAAAGGCAAGAGUCUUGCAGCCGAACUUGGAUCCAGCGUUCAGUUCGUCAAGUGCGACACAACCUCCUGGGAUGAUCAGUUGAACAUGUUCAAGCUGGCGGUUGCGCGGUCGCCUGCCAGGAGCUGUGACAUUGUGGUUGCUAAUGCUGGAAUAACUGGCCCAGAUGAGACUUCUAUGCUCAAAGACCCCAACACAGAACCUACAAUACCGUCACUCCCGAUCAUCCAGAUCAACAUGAUCGGGGUAUUAUACACAUUCAAACUGGGCGAACACUAUCUUCGUGCCCGGCCAGAGGCGGCCGAUUGGGACAGAUGUUUCAUCUUCAAGGGAAGCGUUGCCGGACUCCUGGAUCGGCUAGGGUAUUCUGCCUCCAAAUUCGGACUCCGGGGUCUCAUAAGAAGCGCCAGACGCACCUCGUGGCAAGAGGGCAUUCGCGUCAAUUACGUUGCACCUUGGUACACCAAAACGACGAUUUUAAAGCCUCAGGUCAUAGAGAGAUUGGUAUCCAAAGGAGUCGAGUUUGCCGAGGUCAAAGACUGCGCGACCGCGGUCCUUCGGAUUGCUUGUGACAAGACUAUCAAAGGUCGAUCAUUUGCGAUACUUCCCCGCUCUGUGGCACCAUACGGGUAUCGGGAUGCGGAGAUGGACGAUUUAGAGGAUGAACCAUGGAGUAGCCUUCAGAAGGUUACAUUGGUCGCUUCUAUUCGUACCAUGGCGGCCGCUACUCAGAAUGCCCAGUAA
Rhinocladiella mackenziei CBS 650.93 is the source of this 978-nucleotide messenger RNA. RefSeq lists its product as uncharacterized. The record is from RefSeq and is a predicted model, not a curated record. Lineage: Eukaryota; Fungi; Ascomycota; Eurotiomycetes; Chaetothyriales; Herpotrichiellaceae. The transcript has 6 exons. Bases 1 to 978 code for a protein of 325 amino acids.